AUGAGCGCUUUUCUUGGAAGAGUAGUGUUUCGGGGUCGUCUUUUAUUAGUGCCCCCUCCUCUCCUCUCCUAUUCCCUUCCCGUCUCUCGAACCCUUUUGGUCUAUAAACAUUCUACGAAUCUAUUCUUCGUCAUUGUCGAUGUCAGGGGCCACCAGGGAGGCUUGCGUGACUCGUAUGGCGAGUCCGAUCAUCGCAUCACGUGCGAUUUGCUGAGCAGUGCUCCAUGGACGCCCGGUACAACGAGGAGCUCUUUGCUUUUCUGCCACCCACCACCACCACCACCACCUCCACCACCUUUCCACGGACGUCCCCUGGUUGAAGUCUGGGAGACGCCUGUUACGGUUUUCGCUAGUUGA
Molecule: messenger RNA, 357 nt
Organism: Coprinopsis cinerea okayama7#130
Lineage: Eukaryota; Fungi; Basidiomycota; Agaricomycetes; Agaricales; Psathyrellaceae
Exons: 2
Coding region: 1-357 (118 amino acids)
Source: RefSeq, a predicted model, not a curated record